Callithrix jacchus (white-tufted-ear marmoset) is the source of this 2961-nucleotide messenger RNA. It is a transcript of the gene RIC3, whose product is annotated as RIC3 acetylcholine receptor chaperone. Gene Ontology annotation, cellular component: neuron projection; intracellular membrane-bounded organelle; neuronal cell body. NCBI's taxonomy places the organism in Eukaryota, Metazoa, Chordata, Mammalia, Primates, Cebidae. The record is from RefSeq and is a predicted model, not a curated record. Gene Ontology annotation, biological process: synaptic transmission, cholinergic; protein localization to cell surface.
AGGCACCUCGCGCACCUUGUCCCUCGCGCGCCGCCGUUCGCGUCGCCCGCACCGCCCGCGGUUGAGUCGGGAGAGGCUGCCAGUGCUGCGGUUGCGGUUCCGGUUCCGGUUCCAGCUGGCGUCUGCACCCACGGCCACCGUGAGCAGUCAUGGCGUACUCCACAAUGCAGAGAGUCGCUCUGGCUUCUGGGCUCGUCCUGGCUCUGUCGCUACUGCUGCCCAAGGCCUUCCUGUCCCGCGGGAAGCGGCAGGAGCCGCCACCGACACCUGAAGGAAAGUUGGGUCGAUUUCCACCUAUGAUGCAUCAUCACCAGGCACCCUCAGAUGGCCAGACUCCUGGGGCUCGUUUCCAGAGGUCUCAUCUUGCAGAGGCAUUUGCAAAAGCCAAAGGAUCAGGUGGAGGUGCUGGAGGAGGAGGUAGUGGAAGAGGCCUGAUGGGGCAGAUUAUUCCAAUCUACGGCUUUGGGAUUUUUUUAUAUAUACUGUACAUUCUAUUUAAGCUCUCAAAGGGGAAAACAACUGCAGAGGAUGGGAAAUGUUCCACUGCCAAGCCUGGAAACACCCACAGGAAAAUUACCAGUUUUGAGCUUGCUCAACUGCAAGAAAAGCUGAAGGAGACAGAAGCAGCCAUGGAAAAAUUAAUCAACAGGGUUGGACCUAAUGGUGAGAGCAGAGCACAGACUGUGACUUCUGACCAAGAGAAACGGUUGCUGCAUCAGCUCCGAGAAAUCACCAGGGUCAUGAAAGAAGGAAAAUUCAUUGACAGAUUUUCUCCAGAGAAAGAAGCUGAGGAGGCUCCUUACAUGGAGGACUGGGAAGGUUACCCUGAAGAGACUUACCCAAUUUAUGACCUUUCAGACUGUAUCAAGCGUAGGCAAAAAACAAUCUUGGUGGAUCACCCUGACCCAAAAGAGCUUUCUGCUGAAGAAAUAGCUGAAAGAAUGGGAGCGAUAGAAGAGGAAGAAUCAGACCAUUUGGUUUGGGAAGGUCUGCCCACUGACCCCAGAGUCCAGAAAGAUAAUUCUGUUACCUCGUGUGAUCCAAAGCCAGAAACAUGUUCCUGCUGUUUUCAUGAAGAUGAGGAUCCUGCGGUCUUGGCAGAGAAUGCUGGAUUCAAUGCAGAUAGCUAUGCUGAGCAAGAGGAAACCACCAAGGAAGAGUGGCCCCAAGACUUUAGAGAGGAAGGGCUGGGCAUAAGCACCGAUCAAGCAUAUACAGGCAGCAUGCUGAGGAGGCGUAACCCCCAGGGUUUAGAGUAAAAACAGCCAGUUUGAAGUAUCCAUUACUCAAGUCCCAAGGUGACGUUUCUCUCCUCAGAUUUCCUUCUUGGCCCUGUGCCCUGUACUGUCUUCACUGUGUUCAAGUGUCAUAGCUAUCAGGCCACUAUCAUGGAUAUCAUGUAUCCUUCCUGGUGCUCACACACCUGUCACCUUGUAAAACAUGGAUAUUAGUGUGAACACAGGACAGCUUGGCUGUUUCUCUUCCUGCCUUUCCCCUAUCAGAGAAGUUGAUCCAUUAAGUAAUUAUGUUUGGUCUGUCGUAAUUACAGAUGGGACCACUCAGGGGCAAAGGUCUGACUCUUCCUGGUAGGGGUAACAGAUAGCUUGCCUGUGAAUGAACAUCAGCAUACAGAUGAUGAGGACUUAAGAUUGCAAGAAUGAAGAUUUCAGACUCCAGGAUGCCUUAUCUUUGGGCCUUGAGCAGGUUAGUAGUCCCAUGGGGAGAAGAGAACAUUUUAUUUGUGGGGCUGAUGGGCCCAGAUCAGGGUAAAACUCUGCUGUCUCAGCUGAAGCCUCUUCCUUGCAGUGAGGGUCUUCCUAGGAGCAUUGAUGCUGCCUCAGACAUCCUCUUUUCUUCAGAGUAGAACAGACUCUCACUGAUCUGAGAAUGAGCCCAGAGGCUUGCUUGUUGACUGUUUUACUCUGAUAUUACCUGGAUCUCUAGCUUCCUUUACCCUUGUUCUGCAUAACAGAACUGCCAAUCCCAGAAAUACCUUUGCACUCCUGGUUUUCAGUGGACAUAGAAAGUUUUAGAGACAUUAGACCCCGCCCUUGCAAAGUCAAAAUUAGAGGCCACUGAAGCCGCAGGAAGCCCUGCCCAGGGAUGGUUCUGCCAUGAGAAGCUCAGAAGGCCAGGAAGCCAGCAAUAGGGGAGAGAAUCUGUGCACUUAUGGACAGCCCUUACCUAAAGCUGUUUCUGAAUGUUGCACCCUUUGAGAAAUUUGUUCUCAGAACCCAUAAAUUGAAGCAGAAAUGAGGACUGAUCUUGUAUACAAAAUGCCAACUCAACAGGGAAGUUAGAGUGUGUCUGUUGCAGAGAACCAACAUAGCAGUGCCCAGGGGAAGAGACCAUAUGUUCCAUUAUUCCAAUAUUUGGUUGGGUCUUUUGAGAGAGCUAGGGAAAGUAGCAACUAGAUUCGGACUGGGAGGAUUUUGACCAAAUUAAAGGCCUUUUUUCCUUAUUGCAUCAGAUGUGUGUCUUCUUGAGACAAGCUAUCACUUAUGAUUUAUAGCAUGAAGUAUGUGUGAAUUCAGUUUAUGUGUAAGACCUAAGAGUUUGAAGAGGGCACAUUCCCAAAGACAUUCCCAGUCAUGAAAUGUAGAAGACUGAAAAAUUUAGAAAUUAUGUAAAGGUAGAUAUGAUUUUUAGAGUUCUAUUAUGGUUGGCAUGAAUAAGAUGCCAGGAAAAUAGUUUAAAAUCACACAUAAAAGCAUACAGACUGCUGUUAGAAGGUAUGGAGUCAUAUUAAGAUAACCUGUCAGGUACUACUAGGCAUUUAUUGUUAAUUGAGUUACAGAGAAAAGUCAUUGAAGAUUGAAUUUAUAGAAAGUACAUUGCAUCUAUCUCUGUAGAACAUUUGAUUCACAUUGUAAAGACUGCAGUUUAAAAUGUACUGAAUGCAAUCUAGAUGUAUUGUACACUAAAGGUAAAAAAUAACAGGUGCUCCUUACUGUUUGGAUA